Callithrix jacchus (white-tufted-ear marmoset) is the source of this 4181-nucleotide messenger RNA. Lineage: Eukaryota; Metazoa; Chordata; Mammalia; Primates; Cebidae. The record is from RefSeq and is a predicted model, not a curated record.
GUUAGUUGGGUUCACCUGGAAGUGAGGGCUGGUGCUGGGCUGGAGCGGCCAGGCCUGGUCACAGCCAUUCUGCACUUCGUGGUGGUGUGGGCUCCAGCGGGGUUGUGCUGAGCCCUCACUCACAGCCCCCAGCAGCAGACAGCCUGGGGCAGACUGUCCCUAACAGCAGCAGGGACCCUAAAGGCCAGGCUCUGCAGUCAUUCGGCCCCCUCAGAAAGAGAGCCGCCUGCACACUGGCCAUGCUGGGCUGCCUGCUGUGCCCCGCCCAGGGGUGGGUGGACACCUCGGAGGUCACAGCUGACCCGGAACAGGACACUCCAGUCAGGACAGGGACCACAGCCUCUGGCUCAGGCACCUACCUGUGCUGUUCCGGGGGCACAUCCCGGCCUUAAGCCCCUCUGGCAGCUCCAGCAGGGAGCGCUGUUUCAGAUCUGGCCCAGCUGCCCCACCCCCACGCUGUCAGGGCCCACCCCAGAUACCCUUGUAGGCAGGGACUGUGGCGCCUGGAGGCUGUCUCUGGGACUCAUUCUGACCAGACCAGGCUCCUAUUACCCUGCCUCACGGGUCAGAGGUCAGACACAGGGUCGUCGGGACAUUUUCCAUCCGGUCUCAGAGAAAACCACUCCCUGGGGCCCCAGACCUCUGCAGCCACAGAGGGUUUGGAAGGGCAGAUUCCAGGCGGCCCUUUGUCCUGCUGCGCCAGGCAGGCCGGCCCCCUGCCCUCCCGACGAGGAGGAGCCAAGGCUGGGGGGAUGUGUGCCCGCCGUUGGGGGGUGGGGGUGGGAACUGCGGCAGGCCAGGCCUUGGUGCCCCAGGACUCUUGCUCUUUUCAGCUGCAGACGCCCUUGGACUUGGCCUUCCUUCGGGUGGCGCCGUCCAGGGCUGCACAGUGUGUGGGAUGAAGCUCCAGCGUCAGCGUGAGGAUGCUCUUGUGUUUGUGGGCGGCCGCAGGCCUCUUCCUGCUGCACCUGCCCUGCCUUGUGGACAGGCCUGAGCCCCAAGCCCUCAGCCUGGUUUCAGGGAUGGGGUGGCAGAGCAGAGGAGGCGGGGCUGCGCUGGGAGUCCUGCAGGCCCCUGUGCCCCUAACAGCCGUGGAGGAAGGAACCUCGCAGGAGUGGAGUGGAGCCCCUGGCCUGACCCAGACACACGUGACUACCAUUGCCAGCCUGGACCUGCCUUGAGGGACCCAGGCUGUGGUCAGCCAUGCUCUGCAGAGAGGUCCUGUGUCUGCCACCCCCACAGCACAGGAGCCUGGGGUCCAGAGGGCGUCAGGGACAAAAGCUGGGAUUGCUGGCCCUGCCCCCACCCUCCCGAGGGUCGUCAAGGAGACUGAUCCCAGCCCUGGGUGUGUAGGAAGGGGCUCGGAUUACAGGGUCCCCUCCCCUCCCCCUCUCCGGACAGAGCCAGCCCUUCUCCGCCCCCGGUGACCCUCAUGGCCAGUGGCUCUGUGCUCCUGGGCCUCUGGCCCCUCCCCAACCUCCUCCCCUCUACCCUGUGCUGACCGGGGCCUGGGAGCCCCCACACGGUUCAGACAGAGGGGCCAGGCUGAAGCUGGAGAGGAGCCAGUAGUGCACUGACGACCUCUGAGAACCUGGGACACUCAGCAGGGCCAUCAGGACAAGCGUCUGCUGCAGGCUUCGGCCUCGGGUGAAAGGGAGUGCGGGGGAUCCUCGUGGGGGCGCCGACCACAGGCACGGAGGGUGGAUGCCUGCAGGACGCUGGGCUCAGAGGAGCCCAAGGAGAGCUGACCUCGGGGGCCGGCUUGCUGCCAGGGCUGGGGGGCCACCCGGGCGUGUGCCCCAACCAGCUCAGCCCCAACCUGUGGGUGGACGCCCAGAGCACCUGUGAGCGUGAGUGCAGCAGGGACCAGGUGAGCGCAGUCGGGCUGGGGUCCCGGGGCUUGGGGCAGCCAGCCUGGGAAAGACCCCACCAGACAGGCCCAGCGACAUCCCCACUGCUGCCCUCAUUUGUCUUAGGAAUGAGAGCCCCUCCUCACGCCAGCUCUCACACACCCCACAUGCCUCCCCUUCACCCUGGGCACCAUCCUCCUCUAGCGACCAGUCCGGUCAUUGCCUCUCCUCCCAUCUGGGACCAGUGCAGACUCUGGUGGGGGUGCUGCAGCCCAUAAUCAGCCUUUGUCCUGGCCUGCACUGCCUGCUGGGUGGCCCUGAGCACUGUAUGCCCUCCUUGGGCCUCAGUUUCCUCGUCUGUGCAAUGUACACAAUAACGGAACUUGCUUGGGGGUGUGAGGGUUCCGGAAGGUGAAGCAACGUGGGGCCUCUGGCGCUGCAGCUCCUCCCACGGGAUGGAAAGGACACUGAGUUCCCUGGGGGGCAGCCCUGGCGGCAGCCACAGAACAGGGGCCUCCCUACACAGGGGUCAGGCCAAAGCCCCCGGGGCCAGAGGGCAUUGCGGCUCCCACCUAAGUGUCCCCCAUCCCCAGGACUGUGCAGCCGCUGAGAAGUGCUGCACCAACGUGUGCGGACUGCAGAGCUGUGUGGCAGCGCGCUUCCCGGACAGCCCAGCCGCGCCCCCAACCACGGCGGCCUCCUGCGAGGGCUUUGUGUGCCCACAGCAGGGUUCCGACUGUGACAUCUGGGACGGGCAGCCGGUGUGCCGCUGCCGCGACCGCUGUGAGAAGGAGCCCAGCUUCACCUGCGCCUCGGACGGCCUCACUUACUACAACCGCUGCUACAUGGACGCCGAGGCCUGCCUGCGAGGCCUGCACCUGCAUGUGGUGCCCUGUAAGCACGUGCUCAGCUGGCCACCCAGCAGCCCGGGGCCGCCGGAGACCACCGCCCGCCCCACGCCAGGGGCCGCACCCAUGCCUCCCGCCCUGUACAGCAGUCCCUCCCCGCAGGCAGUGCAGGUGGGGGGCACCGCCAGCCUCCACUGCGACGUCAGCGGCCGCCCGCCGCCUGCCGUGACCUGGGAGAAGCAGAGUCAUCAGCGGGAGAACCUGAUCAUGCGUCCGGACCAGAUGUACGGCAACGUGGUGGUCACCAGCAUCGGGCAGCUGGUGCUCUACAACGCGCAGCCCGAAGACGCCGGCCUGUACACCUGCACCGCGCGCAACGCCGCAGGCCUGCUGCGGGCAGACUUCCCGCUUUCUGUGGUCCAGCGAGAGCCGGCCAGGGACAGGGCCCCCAGUGUCCCAGCCCCGACCGAGUGCCUGCCAGACAUGCAGACCUGCGCAGGCCCCACCUCCUCCUCCCCUGCCUCCCCACACCUUGUCCUCUGGCACUUUGAUCCGCAGCGGGGUGGCUGCAUGACCUUCCCUGCCGGUGGCUGUGACGGGGCGGCCCGGGGCUUCGAGACCUAUGAGGCGUGCCAACAGGCCUGUGCCCGCGGCCCUGGCAAUGCCUGUGUGCUGCCUGCCGUGCAGGGCCCCUGCCAGGGCUGGGAACCACGCUGGGCCUACAGCCCGCUGCUGCAGCAGUGCCACCCCUUUGUGUACGGCGGCUGUGACGGCAACGGCAACAACUUCCACAGCCGCGAGAGCUGUGAGGACGCCUGCCCCGUGCCCCGCACGCCGCCCUGCCGCGCCUGCCGCCUCCGGAGCAAGCUGGCGCCGAGCCUGUGCCACAGCGACUUCGCCAUUGUGGGGCGGCUCACGGAGGUGCUGGAGGAACCCGAGGCAGCUGGUGGCAUCGCCCGCGUGGCACUGGAGGACGUGCUCAAGGAUGACAAGAUGGGCCUCAAGUUCUUGGGCACCAAGUACCUGGAGGUGACACUGAGUGGCAUGGACUGGGCCUGCCCCUGCCCCAACAUGACAGUAGGCGAUGAGCCGCUGGUCAUCAUGGGCGAGGUGCGUGAUGGCGUGGCUGUGCUAGACGCCGGCAGCUACGUCCGCGCUGCCAGCGAGAAGCGCGUGAAGAAGAUCUCGGAGCUUCUGGAGAAGCAGGCCUGUGAGCUGCUCAACCACUUCCAGGACUAGCCCCACAACGGGCCUGCACCGCCCGAUGUCCUGGUGAAUAAACGCACUCCCUGUACCCCAGACCUCCUGGCUUGCUGCUGCUGGUCAGGCGGCCCUCACCCUUCCAGGUGCCCCAUCCCCAGCUAGUUUCCAGCUGAGGCCUUGCCACCCACCAGGGCUUUGGUACAAGGUCACCGGGGAGCACCAGCCCACUCCUGCAUCCUUUAACCAGCAGCCAUCCCAGCCCCACGCCCGCUGCCCGAGC